AUGAUUACCUUGUCACAGGGUCUCCUGAAGAUAAAUCUAAUUUCAACAUAUCCAGGUGAGGACACGUUCGAGCUGCACUCGGUGGAACUGGAGCUGGAGGCUGUGGAGAAGCAGAUCCGCGACCUACAGGUGAAGCAGGCCGAGCUGCGGGAGCGGAAAGCAGCGCUGGAAGCCCCCCGGUCUCAGGUAAACUCCCGGCAUUUAAUUACUACUCCCUCCACCUCUACUCCGUGUGUUUCUUUGUCCAGGCCCAACGCACCCAGGAAGUGGCCUGGCCAGGGGCAGUUCACUCCGGCGCCGGGGCACCGCGGAUCCUGGGUGCAGCAGCGGAGGACACGUGCCAGCCCCCGGUCGAGGACCUCUCCCCCUCCACCACCGCCGGUCUUCGAGAUCCCCACCCGGAACCGCUUCGCCCCCCUUCGUGAGACGGACCGCGACACUGUGAUCAUCGGAGACUCCAUCGUCCGCCACGUCCGUGCUACUGUGGCUAAAGGUAAGGCUCGCACUCACUGCUUACCUGGUGCCCGUGUUCUUGAUGUCGCUGCACAGGUACCUAGGGUCGUGAGCAGAAACACCGGAGCUGUGGUUCUUCACGUCGGCUCGAACGACACCAGCCUGAGGCAGUCGGAGAUCCUGAAGAGAGACUUCAAGACCCUGGUGGAGACGGUUCGCAGCACAGCGCCCACGGCGAGGAUCAUCCUGUCCGGGCCACUUCCAACGUACCAGCGAGGAAUUGAAAGCUUCAGUAGACUUUUUGCUUUUAAUGAAUGGCUUCAGUCAUGGUGUCAGGCUCAGAAUCUACUCCUUAUUGAUAAUUGGAAUGUUUUCUGGGAGCGUCCUAGGCUGUUCCGCGCUGACGGCCUGCACCCCAGCAGAGUUGGAGCGGAGAUCCUCUCGGACCACAUCUCCAGGGCGCUGCACACCUUCUGACUGGUAAACUACGCCUUAAAUUUAAAUUUCAAUAGCCAUCCUUCACCUCAACACAUCGAUACAAAUGCACACAUACCUCUCCCCAUAGAAACUGUGUCUGUUCCCCGAGCAGUGAGAUUAAAAAGUAAUUAUGUAAGACGUUCUUGAAAUAAUCUUACUGUAAUUAGACUAGAAAAAUGCCAAAGAAACAAACAAAAACAGUUCCUAAAAUUUGGGCUUCUGAACAUUAGAUCACUUACACCCAAAGCACUUAUCGUAAAUGAAAUAAUCUCAGACAAUAGCCUUACUGUAUUCUGCCUCACCGAAACCUGGAUUAAACCAAAUGACUACAUCGGUCUAAAUGAGUCUACACCAUCAGGUUAUAUCUAUAAGCACGAGCCUCGUCAGACUGGUCGUGGAGGUGGUGUCGCCACUAUCUUUAGUGAUUGCCUUACGGUUACCCAGAGAACACAGCAUAGAUUUAAGUCUUUUGAAGUGCUUGUCCUUAAUAUUACACUAUCGCACACGCACACGGAAAAAUCCCUGAUGUCUCUUGCGCUAGCGACCGUGUAUAGACCACCAGGGCCCUACACCGAUUUUCUUAGAGAAUUCACAGAUUUUCUUUCUGACAUAUUGGUUAACUUUGAUAAAGCAUUAAUUGUAGGAGAUUUUAACAUUCAUGUUGACGACACAAAUGAUGCGCUAGGACUCACAUUCAUGGACUUACUAAACUCACUUGGGCUUAAACAAAACGUCACUAGAGCAACUCACCAUCGUAAUCAUACACUAGAUUUAAUAAUAUCACACAGAAUAGAUGUCACUGAUAUAGAUAUCAUUCCUCAAAGUGAUGAUAUCACAGACAAUUAUCUCAUAAUGUACACACUACCUGUAGAACAGGCUAACUGUGUCUCACCACGUUAUCGACUCGGUAGAACUAUUAUUCCGACCACUAAAGACAGAUUCACAAAUAACCUGCCUGAUCUGUCUGGACUUCUUACUGCACCCUUAAACACAGACGAUCUAGAUGAAAUUACUAACAGCAUAGGCGCUAUAUUCACUAGCACAUUAGACACUGUUGCCCCAAUCAGAUUACAGAAGGUUAGAGAUAAAACGCUUGCACCGUGGUAUAAUAGUCAUACCCACACCCUCAAGAGAGAGACCCGUAACCUCGAGCGAAAGUGGAGAAAAACUAAAUUGGAGGUUUUUAGAAUUGCGUAUAAGGAAAGUAUGUCCAGCUAUAGACAGGCUCUAAAAGCUGCCAGGGUCGAACACCUGAGCAAACUCAUAGAAAAUAACCAGAACAAUCCCAGGUUUUUAUUUAGCACAGUGGCUAGAUUAACAAAAAACCAAAAAUCUGAACACACUGUUUCAUCACAGUUCAGUAGUGACGAUUUUAUGAGAUUCUUCACUGAUAAAAUCGGAAGUAUCAGGAAUAAAAUAGGUGACGCUCAACAUAUAAGAGCAAUUAGCGUCCCGGUCUCACCUAAGGUUCUAAACACACAACUACAUUGCUUUACAAGUACAGGUCAGGAAGAGUUAGUUAAACUUAUUACUACAGCUAAAUCAACAACUUGUUCACUAGACCCCAUUCCAACUAAACUACUGAAAGAAGUGUUAUAUAAAGCCGGUGAGCCUCUCCUUAAUAUCAUUAACUCCUCGUUAUCUUUAGGUUACGUCCCUAAAUCCUUCAAGUUGGCAGUUAUUAGGCCACUCAUUAAGAAACCUAAUUUAGAUCCUAAUGAACUUUCAAAUUACAGACCUAUUUCACACCUUCCGUUUAUGUCUAAAAUACUAGAAAAGGUUGUGUCUGUUCAACUGAGCUCCUUCUUACAGGAGAACAAUAUCCUCGAAGAGUUUCAGUCAGGUUUCAGGCCCCAUCAUAGCACAGAAACUGCUCUUGUUAAAGUUACAAAUGACUUGUUCUUAGCUUCGGACAAAGACUGUAUGUCACUAUUAGUUCUACUUGACCUUAGUGCUGCAUUCGACACUAUAGAUCACAACAUUCUCCUAGAUCGCUUACAAAAUUACACAGGUAUUCAUGGACAGGUUUUAAGUUGGUUUAGAUCCUAUCUGUCUGAUCGAUACCAUUUUGUAGAACUAGAUGGUGAACCCUCCAGUUUACUACCAGUUAACCAUGGGGUCCCUCAAGGAUCAGUUCUAGGACCCCUGCUUUUCUCGAUAUACAUGUUUCCAUUAGGGAACAUUAUUAGAAGACAUGGGAUUCGUUUCCAUUGUUAUGCUGACGACACACAGUUAUACAUCUCAUCAAAACCAGAUGAAAUAACUAAAUUGUCCAAAUUAACUCAAUGCCUUAGAGAGAUAAAAGACUGGAUGAGCUGUAAUUUUCUGUUGUUAAACUCUGAUAAGACAGAAAUACUAAUUAUAGGCCCAAAAACCAGUACACAGAAACUCUCACAACUUAAUUUCCAAUUAGAGGGAUGUACUGUUACUAGUAGCUCGACAGUGAAAGACCUGGGUGUUAUAUUAGACAGCAACUUGUCUUUUGAAAAUCAUGUCGCCCAAACCACAAAAACAGCCUUCUUUCACCUUAGAAAUAUUGCCAAGCUGAGAAACAUCCUGUCUGUAUCUGAUGCUGAGAAGCUAGUUCACGCUUUCAUGACCUCUAGACUGGACUAUUGCAAUGCAUUACUAGGUGGUUGUCCUGCAUCUUUAAUAAAUAGGCUACAGUUAGUCCAAAAUGCAGCUGCCAGAGUUCUCACUAGGACAAGAAAGUAUGACCAUAUAACCCCAAUUUUAUCAUCUCUACACUGGCUACCUGUUAAGUUUAGAAUUGAUUACAAACUGCUGCUACUUACAGUACGUACAAGGCUCUUAAUGGUUUAGCUCCCAUGUAUCUAACUAGUCUUCUAACACGUUACAAUCCUUCACGCUCUCUGAGAUCACAAAACUCAGGACUUCUGGUAGUUCCCAGAAUAUCUAAGUCUACUAAAGGCGGAAGAGCGUUCUCUUAUUUAGCUCCCAAACUCUGGAAUAGUCUUCCUGAUAGUGUUCGGGGCUCAGACACACUUUCACAGUUUAAAUGUAGAUUAAAAACUCAUCUCUUUAGUCAGGCGUACACAUAAUACAUCCCAUAAUAUUGUGCACUAUUACACUAGACUUGCACAUUCUUAUGAACAGCAGAUAUGUUAAUCCCUCUGCACUGCUCUUCUCUUCUCUUUUUCUACCCAUGCUGAGACACCCAUGCUAUGAUCGUCUUCCGUGCAAUGAAAUUUUUGGACCUCCACUGAGACAAGGCUGACUCUGUGAGAAUCCUGAGACAUCUACAGAUCUACCGGCUCCAGUUGGACUCUGUGAUACUUGUAUAUUUGUAACCACACCAUCUAGUGUCACCCAUAUGAGGAUGGGUUCCCCUUGAGUCUGGUUCCUCUCAAGGUUUCUUCCUUUGCCAAUCUAAGGGAGUUUUUCCUUGCCACUGCUGCCUGAGCCUCCUCAGACUUGCUCAUUGGGGACAAAUACAUAUACACACAUACAUACAUACAUACACACUGUGAACUAUAUAUAUCUUGAAUUUUUAUUGUAUUAAUUCUUUAUAUUACUCCUUAUGUUUAUCUUUUGUUCUGUGUUUAUGUUCUGUAAAGCUGCUUUGUGACAAUGUCCAUUGUAAAAAGCGCUAUACAAAUGAAGUUGAAUUGAAUUGAAUUGAAUUACAUUUAUGGCAUUUGUCAGA
This is a messenger RNA of Tachysurus vachellii, 4597 nucleotides long. RefSeq lists its product as uncharacterized. Lineage: Eukaryota; Metazoa; Chordata; Actinopteri; Siluriformes; Bagridae. Bases 1 to 930 code for a protein of 309 amino acids. The record is from RefSeq and is a predicted model, not a curated record. The transcript is spliced from 3 exons.